Messenger RNA from Gambusia affinis (western mosquitofish), 4534 nucleotides. RefSeq names its product microtubule-associated protein 1S-like. The record is from RefSeq and is a predicted model, not a curated record. The coding region runs from base 17 to 4174 and encodes 1385 amino acids. Gene Ontology annotation, cellular component: synapse; dendrite; neuronal cell body. Gene Ontology annotation, molecular function: microtubule binding; actin binding. Gene Ontology annotation, biological process: regulation of microtubule depolymerization; dendrite development; microtubule cytoskeleton organization. The transcript is spliced from 11 exons. Lineage: Eukaryota; Metazoa; Chordata; Actinopteri; Cyprinodontiformes; Poeciliidae.
UGACAUCACACCCAACAUGGCGUCCGCCCGGGUGUUGGAGAGGGAGGUCCAGGAGGAGCCGAAGACCGCAACCCUGGACUUCUGCCCCCACAAAUACUCCCUGCUGGCUGUCAUCGGACGGACGGCCCGCCACAGACAGACGGAGCACAUCCGGAAGGAGAUCGAGCGAGGUAUUCGGUCAUGGGACGUGGACCUAAAAUCCUGCAACCUGGAUCUCUUCCUGCAAGAGUUCCUCUCUCAUCACACGGCGUCUUUUAAAGGUGCAGGGCAGAAGUGUCUUCGCCACUGUACCAAAGUGUUGGACACACAAGUGCUGAUCAGUCCAUCUCAGGAACUGGCUCACUCAGAGGUGUUCGCCCUGCUGUCCAGAGAAUCUGCUCAUAAGCUGCUGAUCUUGGCUGGCCUGAGUGUGGAGGAAAGCGGAGAGCUGCUGUUUCACAGAGGACACUUUUCUCCUGACCACCUCAGACGAUUAAUAACAGAGCAGUUCCCAGAUCAGGAGAGCUCCACCUCCUGCCCCACCAAGAUCAAUUUGACCCUCAGUUGUCCCAACAUCGGACACUGGAGAAAGAUCCUCCUGGGAAAUCCACCCCUGCAGGGUCCCCUGGCGCUGCGAAUCAACCCCGCGGAGGUGCUGCCGGCCAUGGAGUCUCUGGGGGAAUUCACAUCACUCAUCUCUGGCACCAUCUGCCCCGCGUCCGCCUUCGACCUCCUGCCACCUCCCACCACCGUGGGGUUCCUCAAGCUGUCCCGCCCCUGCUGCUACGUGUUCCCCGCCGGGCGCGGCGACUGCGCUUUCUUCGCGGUCAACGGGUUCACCGUGCUGGUGGACGGAGGCUCUGACUCUCAGGCCUGUUUCUGGAAGCUGGUCCGCCACCUGGACAGAGUCGAUGCGGUUCUGUUGACCCACGUGGGCACAGAGAACCUCCCCGGUGCCGUUUCCUUCCUAGAAAGGAAGGUGGCUGAGAAGGAGCUGAGCCAUGAUGUUAAAGAUGACUUGUCAAAGAGGCUUAUCUCUCCAGAGCUAGGAGUUGUUUUCUUCAACGCCCCCAGCAGGUUGCAGGUGGAACAACAUUCUUUUGCAGACAAUGUGCUGAAGAGUACACAGCAGGCCGCCAUAACUUUACAGCUCUUGAAGAAGUUAGACAUCAGACCACAACCGCUAUUUCGGCCACAAGGAGUCCCCGUGAAGCCGCUCACCUUGUUUCAAAAGAUGGGAGUGGGACAGCUGGAUUUGUACAUACUCACACCAGGCAAGAGCAGCCAGGAAUAUGAGACGUUCAUACAGAACUGGCCUGACGGAGUCUCGUCACUGUCACAGAGUCUCCCUCUCACCGCGUUGGUCUCAGUCUCUGCCCUGCUCGUGUGGCAUCCAGCGUGUCCACAAGAGAAGGUGGUCAGAGUGCUGUUCCCUGGCGCAACUCCACAGGCAAAACUGCUGCAGGGGCUGGAGAAGCUCAAAGGAUUGGACUUCCUUCAGAAGCCAACAGUAACUACCGGAGACCUCGAAAGACAGGGGGAGGACAGGAAGGCCAAGAGGACAGAGAGCGUGGACAGUAGCCGGUCAAUAGGGAAAGAGGGAACAGCCAAGCAAGGGAAAGAACGAGGAGCUAGAGAAGAAGGAAAGGAUUCAUUAGUGAAAGAAAAGAUAAAGACAUUAAGUGGAACUAAAGAUACUGAUAAAGCUAAAAUCAAGGAGGUGGGCAUAAAACGUAAACCAUCACUAUCAGAGAAGAAUACUUUAAAGAAAGGGUUAGGGAAGGAUGGAAAAAAAGAGGAGAAGACUGGCAAUAAAGAGGAAAACAGUGUUAAAAGGACUGAACAGAUAAAAAGAGAAGGAAUCCCAUUUAAAACCAAGAAGGAUAAUAAAACAAAACCAAAAAAGGAUGCAAGAAAUGACAAAACAGGAGAGAAGAAAUCUCAAAAGUCAUCAGCAAAUGAAGCAAUCAAUGACAAGAAAGUUCAUGCAAAUAAUAACAGAACAGAACAAAAACGAGGGUCUUUGUCAAAAAUCCCAGAGCCAGAUUGCCCUGGUACUGAUGAUCGAGAUCACAAGAAGGAGACUGAAGCUCAGGAGAAGCAGCACGGCUCCAAGAUGUCCACCCCGGAGGACAUGACGGCUGAUUUUCUCAAGCUCAAGGAGGAAAGCGAACUGGAAGCAGCCCAAUUGGAAACUGCAGCCUUUUGUGAAGAUGCAUGCAAUAAGGCUGGUGAAAGGUUUGUACAGGAAGCAGCAGGGGAUUUGGAAAUAACAAAAGUGGAGUGUGGUGACAGUUUAGUGCAAAAUAUCCCUGGGAGGAGUGGGAAAGCAGAAGCAGACAGCCAACAAAACCAUCCAGAUGAGUCUGUCAAAUCUAGUAAACAUGCAAAGGUUGUAGGAUUCCCAUCUCCUUUAAACAAAUCUUACAAAAAUGAUCACACAGUCCAGCAGGACACAACCCCAACCGAGUACACACUGCUGGAUGGGGCUUUGAAGCACUCCCCUCCCUCGCGCUCCUCUCCGGAAAACCAGGCCCCCAACAGUACUGAGGAGGAGACAGUAGAGCCAGUGUCCCCUGACUCACGUCCCAACAGUGCAGGCCACACUCCCUACUGCCUGUCCCCAGACGACAUGUGGUGCAACAGAGCCACGCUGAGCCGACUUCAAGCCCUCCACUCAGCUGAUGCUCACGAGGCAAAAGGGUCAUCUGGCCAAAGCGAGGAGGAGGUUAGCAAGACCAAAAGUGCUAGUGAAAACCGCAAAGAGAAGCAUCUAAGUUUUCUUUCUUUGGGCACAUGUAAAGAGGGUUCUUCGGAUCCUUCGCCGUCUGUAGCCACAACCACCACCACCACGCACUCAUUACCAGCGGAGGUGAGCUCGCCUCAGUCAACAGAAGUAGAUGAAUCUUUGUCAAUGUCCUUUGAACAGGGACCGAGCGCUGGAAGCCAGAGAGAAGGAGAUGAUGGUGUUUAUCUCUCCCACUCUAAUGGAGGGUAUUAUGUGGGAAUGUCUUUGCCAAUGAAGAAGCCUCCCAGAUCUUUGGGUCAGAGUUCAGAGAUGGGGCGACCUGAUGCACCAAACCCUUUCCAUUUUGAUGCAUCGGCUGAAGACGUGGACCUUUGUUUGGUUUCUCCUUGUGAGUUCAAGCAUUUCAAACCCCCUGACUCAAGCUCAGGCACCACCUCCAGAGAAGUCAGCGGCCCAAAUUACCAUGGCAACAACAAUAACAACCCAAAGGACAGGUCACCUAGUGAGUCAAAUGCCCCUGUCUGCACAGAGGACUGCCCGUCCACCACAGCAGAUGGAGUUUUGGAUUCGGACUCUGAUGAUUCAUGUAGUGACCCGUCCAACUCCCCCUGUAACCACGACAUGAGUCAGACUUUGCCCCCAGAUCCUCUGCCAGCCCCUCUCAGAGACAGUCCACCGCUGCCUCCCCAUCCUGACACCUCCAUGCCAGUUCCUCAGUCUGACUCUGAAGCUCACGGGAAGAGAGCAAAAAACACUGCAACCCGGGGAAAGAAGUUUCCAGGGGUGAGCCCCAAUUCCAGUGUCAAUUAUUGCACAGGUUCUAAAGGGUUUUCUUCUGAGAAUCACCUGCAUUUACCUUCAUCAAGUCUGACCAGCUUCCCUGUGCCUGCAGAAAGGAUCCUCAACGCAGGACGCUAUCCUUCAUACAGCAUUAUCGAUGCCCCCCAAAAACCAGGCUCAGGGAAAAUCAAAACAGGGGGCCAAAGUGGAGCCACCAAAGGGAAUCUCUCCAGCGCUCGAACGCUUUCCUCCAGCACUCGCUCUGCACCAGCAAAAUCAUCACCAGCUCCUAACUCUAAGGCUCCCUCUGCUGGUGAAGUCAGUAUUUAUGUGGACUUGACUUAUAUUCCAUCUGGAGCCUCCUCUCCCACAGUCACUGUGGACUUCUUCAGGUGUAUCCGCUCCUCCUGCUACAUCAUCAGCGGAAACAGUCCGGAGCGAGAGGAACGAAUGAGACAAACUCUGGAUGCUAUGCUGGAUGGCAAGGGAUCCUGGCCAGAAAUCAUGCAGGUGACGGUGAUCCCCACCUUUGAGUCGGUGUCGAUGCAGGAGUGGUACCAGCAAACCCUGGACAGGCAGCGGGAGCUGAACAUCACUGUGUUGGGCUCAAACAGCACUGUCGCCAUGCAAGAAGAGACUUUUCCUGCCUGCAAGAUCGAAUUCUGAGAUGCAGAAUACGAAACGGCUGAUGGAUGGAUAUUUCAAUGUAAGAUUAAAAACCUGUGAACUGGGGGCUUGGUAGAAAUAGAAACAGAUGUAAUGGGUAUAUGCCCUCCCCCUUUGCAUGUAAGUGGUAAAUAUCCGCUUUAUGGGCUUCUUUUUGCAGCUGAAAACUGAAAAAAAGGAUUAUUUUGACCAAUGACCCUGUUCAAAACAGGAGAGGAGACUAAACCUACUGCGAAGGAUGCAUGUCGCUCUCCGCACACAGACGGUCUCAUGAGAGCUGUUACUGUAGAUUACAAUUUGGAAAUCUGCUUUACAGUUUGCAGCAUCUGAAUCCACAAAAAAAAAAAAAAAAUGAAAACA